This is a messenger RNA of Arabis nemorensis, 576 nucleotides long. Lineage: Eukaryota; Viridiplantae; Streptophyta; Magnoliopsida; Brassicales; Brassicaceae. The record is from the annotation of a GenBank genome assembly.
AUGUUUCUCAGCUUCAUCAACUGGUCGAUGGAUCGAAUUUCGCAUUCACUUGUCCGGUUGAGGGACGGAGGAAGGAAGCGAACAUCGCGUGAAACUGUAGCGGAUGAUGUAAAGAAAGUUCUGUCGUCUAUUGAUGCCGAGGGAUGCUUCUUACAUGAAGUUUUGGAAAGGAUGCUGGAUGGAAAUUCCCAGAGAAGUAAGCUCUCGAAUCUUGUACUCAAGCAAUUCCGUAUUCAGAUACAUCAUGGUAUCAAUGUUCAAGUUUGUUUCCCGGGUACAAGUGACUUGGUUUGUGUUUUAGUUAGGAGUGAUUCUGAGAACUCUGGAAAUCAUGGUUUAGUUAGGAGUCCCUUUGAGCCUCUUGUAGUGUUGAUUACACUGCAUAAUCUUCAAUUUGUUGAUCUGAUCGUUCGCAUUCCAGAGUUAAGCUUUUCGUUUAGACCCAGUGAUCUUCCUGUCUAUAUGGGAUUGGCAAAGUUAUCAUCCGAUGAUAGCACUUCUAAUUUAGUUAGCACUGUUAUCCUCUGGCUGCGAUACAUGAAUGCUUACGAGUAUUUGCCAUCUUUAGCUAGGUAA